CAGCAGCAGUUUGAACUCUGUGAUCCGGAGGUGUGAUAAUAGAAUGGAAUUUGCACGGCAAGGAUCUGCUUCUCAAGCUUACUUCAUGAGGCAGGCUACCAUCGAAGAGGGUGACUCAGCUCAGUCUGGUGUGCGACACAAAGUGCAGAACUACAGUAGCAUUUUAAACUCUGUGAUCCAAAGGCGUGAUAAUAGAAUGCAUUUUGCACGGCAAGGAUCUGCUUCUCAAGCUUAUUUCAUGAGGCAGGCUACCAUUGAGGAGGGCAGUUCAGCUCCAUCUGGUGUGCCUCACAAAUCCUCUGGUUAUGAGAGAUCUUGUAGCGGUUUUGAAGCACCAUUAUUUUCUAGACCUGUAAGAAAAGAACCAAACUUGGCAAAUAGCCUACCUAUGGUGCAAGGUUGUGUGUUUACCAUGCCUCAGCCUCCUAAGUUUGCUCAACCGAGCACAAGAACAAACGGAAGAAAGCAGUUGCAUUCCAAGAAGAAAAUACUCUCCUCUCAAUCUGAUGGAAUUGAGUGGUCUCCUAGGAUGGAUGUUGCAGAAUCAAGACGCAAUUAUGUUAUGACAGUGGAAAUUCCAGGGGUCAAUAUCAAUGACAUAAGAGUGGAGGUUGAUAACCAAAAGUUAACCGUUUCGGGUAGACGCUUAUCAAAUGACUCAAUCUCUACGUAUCACAAAAGAGAGAUCUUACAGGGGCCAUACCAGGUCGUGUGGCCGCUUCCUGCAGAUGUCAACAAGGACAGUGUUUCAGCGGAGUUUUUGGAUGGAUUUCUACAAAUUACUAUUCCUAAAUUAUAAGAUCAUUGCUGGGCAGCAUAUAUGUGAACAAAUACUUGCUUUCUAAGCAAUGUUCAUCAUCUUGACCAUGUGUUGUAUGAAUGUACCAGUUCAACUCAUCUGGCAUAUAGUUUAUUUAGUUACCAUAUAAGAAGAGCUGGAAAAAAAAAAAAAAAAAAUUUAAAGAAACCCUAAAUAAAGAUUAGAUCAUAAUAUAAUGUAUAAUUAGGUUUUAAUAUUAUUAUGUACUAUGGAUUGUAUUAAUAAGUUUUUAAUGUGUUAAAACGCUCAAAUGUUGGUAUGUUAUCGUUGUCCUAUCUUGUAGCCACUAUGGGAAUGGUGACUUUUUGAUGUGGCAAACAUUUUUUAUUUUUUUA
Corylus avellana is the source of this 1155-nucleotide messenger RNA. The record is from RefSeq and is a predicted model, not a curated record. Lineage: Eukaryota; Viridiplantae; Streptophyta; Magnoliopsida; Fagales; Betulaceae.